This is a messenger RNA of Melanotaenia boesemani (Boeseman's rainbowfish), 2012 nucleotides long. RefSeq names its product butyrophilin subfamily 3 member A3-like. The transcript is spliced from 5 exons. The record is from RefSeq and is a predicted model, not a curated record. Gene Ontology annotation, molecular function: protein binding. Lineage: Eukaryota; Metazoa; Chordata; Actinopteri; Atheriniformes; Melanotaeniidae. Bases 249 to 1487 code for a protein of 412 amino acids.
UGAAGUGAGUGACGGAAAGUCACGGAGAGACUCAGAUUCCUUCUGCGAUGCCUGUCUGAUGGAGGCCAGCGGCUCUGUUCGGUUUUCAAUGAAGGAAAGAGGAGCCUGAAACGGCCGUGUUCUCUGAAGUCUUACCUUCAAUGUAAAGAGAAGAGUUUAGAGGAAAUACGUAGGAUAACCAUGAAUAUGAAAUAAAAAAUGUCAGAAUCAAGAACACAACAACUCCGAGGAAACAAAAAGAAGCUGAAAUGAGUUUUGCCACAAAAGCUUCUCAUGAAAAUGAUCAGGAGAAGACAGAAACACAGGAGGAUGAUGAACUCAACACUGAGGACAGCAACAGUAAAUCUAAAGAUUUUCCUAAGACAAGUCAGACGUCAGAGAAGAAGACGAUCAGCCCUCUGACUCUGUUCAAAAAAGAUUUCUGCCAGUUCAAAGAAGAUGUGAUAAAAGUGUUUAAGGACAAGGAUGUGAAUCCAAGAACAAACCAAUCAGCGGAAAAGCUGAUCAGCCCUCUGACUCUUCUGAAAGAGGACCUCUCCACCGUUUUCAAGAUCGGCCUUUCAAAGGAAGGGGAUGAGAAAGAAGUCAUUGUGAAGGAAGACUCCUCCAACACCUCCAAAGCAAAAACCUCCAAAACUGAAAGAGCUGAAAAGCCUUUAAAGAGUCUGUUCGGCAGAGAUGGAAAUCUUUUAAAGAUAUUUAAAGACAAAAAGAGUAAAGAGCAAGCACAAGACGAUUUCAGAAAUUCCAGAAAAAAAAACAAAAAGAGAGAUGACUGUGAGGAAUCUAAAAAGAUGAAUCACCUGGAGCACAUGAUGCAUGCAUCCAACACAGCUGUGACUCUGUCCUCCAGACUGACUCUAUUCAACCCAACAGACAACCUGAGUAGGAAUCAACUGACAGAAGAUCGGUGGUCACUGAAAAACUUUGCCUUCUAUCUGACCCUGGACCCCAACACGGCCAACUCAGAGAUAUACUUGUCUGAAAGCAACAGGAGAGCCACUCGUCUCUGGUUGGACCAACAAACCCUGGAACAUCCGGAACGGUUCGAGUACUGCCCGCAGGUGCUGUGCAGGGAGGGGCUGCUGGACUCGGUGUACUGGGAAGUGGUGUGGACUGGUGGUGCUGAUAUCGGCGUCACUUACAACAGCAUCUCCAGAGAUGGGGACAUUGACAGCUGUCUUCUGGGACACAAUGAGCAGUCCUGGAGUCUGGAAUGCUCUGAGGGAAGCUACACGCCAUGCCACAACAGGAAGAGGUUUAAGUCCUCGUUGCCUAAUCCGUUCACCCACAGGGUGGGGGUUUACCUUAACUGGCCUGCUGGGUCUCUGUCCUUCUACUGCGUCUCUCAGGACACCAUGGUCCACCUGCACACCUUCACCACCACCUUCACCGAGCCGCUGUACCCAGGCUUCUGGGUGUGGGCCUAUCAUGGCUCGGUGACGCUGUGUCAGGUGGAACUGGACUGGGAGCGACUGCUGCAAUGAGACACUGACUGGAGGGUGAACUCAUACAGGGAUUAACUAGGUGUAAUUAAAACGUUUUCCACUUUUUCAUCUACAGGUGAGAGCAUCAUAUAGCAUGAAUGUUAAAACCUAGAUGUGUAUUAUAUCAGUGUUAAAUUCAAAAAGUGAAGUAAUCAAGAAUUAAAAAGGUGCAUUCAAAAGCAUUUUUACAGAAAUGAUUAAAAAGUGAUUUAUAUUCAGGGAUGGAGCUUGAGGCGUGGCCAUGGUUAUGCUGGCCACCUCUAAAAUCUUCUUCUUUUCCUACCCACUGUCGCCUCAUGCAGCCAAGGAUGGAGGAUUGACUCAAAGAUUAAUUGCAGUUUGUCAGUGCCCUUAUGAACUGGUGUUAUGAACAAUUAAAUUGGACUUGUGGAGUAGAUAACAGAUUUGUUUUAAUUUGAUUAUUGUUGGACUAUAAUGAAUUAGACUGAAUUGGGCUGUUUCUUUACUUGGGAGACUUUAAUAAUAGAUUAAGAUAAUUGGCGCCAAACAAACAAAGCUGAACAG